This is a messenger RNA of Penicilliopsis zonata CBS 506.65, 1860 nucleotides long. RefSeq lists its product as hypothetical. Bases 26 to 1594 code for a protein of 522 amino acids. Gene Ontology annotation, molecular function: oxidoreductase activity. Lineage: Eukaryota; Fungi; Ascomycota; Eurotiomycetes; Eurotiales; Aspergillaceae. The transcript is spliced from 3 exons. The record is from RefSeq and is a predicted model, not a curated record.
CAUAGUUGGUCAUUAUAUAUUUAUCAUGCCGCAGAAGAUAGCUAUUAUUGGUGCUGGUGCCGCAGGAAUGUCCUGCGCUGCCUCUCUGGCCGCCCAUCCUGACCGCUUUGCCGUGACGCUCGUCGACGUCGCCUCCCUCACCGGCGGCCAGGCAACGUCCAUCCCCCUCGACGCCUCGCAGUUUGGCGCCAGCUGGCUCAACGACGGUGUGCAGGGCGGAUCGCCCAUCUUUCGUCACACGUUUCGCUUCUUCCGACAGCACGGCCACGAGCCGCAGCCCGUCCAGCUGCAGGUGGCCUUUGGCAAAGGCCGCGACGCCUUCUUCACCAACGUCUUCCCCAGCCCGCUGAUCGAGGCGUCGCGCCCUGAGAUCCUCAAGCUCGGCCGCGUCCUGAAAUGCAUCAAGUACGCAAUGCCCAUCUUGGGUCUCGUGCCCGUCAAGACCCUGCUCUCCCUAUUUCGCUUCAGCGCCCACUUUGGAACCCGUGUCGUCUUGCCCCUGCUGGCCCUCUUUCUGGGCACGGGCAACCAGACGCCCAACGUGCCCUGCAUCCUGCUUGAGAGAUUGUUCGAUGACCCGCAGAUGCGGCUGUGGGAGUACGACGCAGACUCGCUGCUCCCCAACCGCCCGACCAUGUACACCUUUCCGAACCUGGGGGAUUUCUACCGCGACUGGACGGCCGAUCUGCAGGCUAGGGGUGUUGAGGUCCUGCUCAACACCCGCACGGAGAUACUGCGUCGACAUCCUCGCGACGGAGUGACCCUCUCUUUCACCACCUCAACAUCAACACCCGCAGAGUCUGCCCACUCGACCUCUGUCAAGCGCGACUUUGACUACCUCGUCCUCUGCACGCAACCGGACGAGUCGAAGAAUUUGCUGGGAAGCCUCGCGACCUGGAAGGAAAAGUACGUGCUAGGCGGGGUGCGGUUCUACAACGACCUCACCAUCACCCACUGCGACGCAGCCUACUUCACCCGUACCUUUGAGACGCAAUGCACGCCUGAUUUGUGCGUAGAGAAGAAGAAGGAUAAAGCCCGCGACGAGCGCAUCGCCUUUGCACAGUCUUCCUCGGCCUGCCAAUCCGACGGCUGGCAAGGUUUCCAUCCAAUGUACUAUACACACUCAUACGCAAACGCUCCCGAAUGCAUCGAGAUGGGCUUCGACUGCUCCAACUACCAGCAUCAAUUCCGCCAGGCCCUGGGCGAGGGGAACCCCUCCCCGCCGCCAGACAGACACGUCUACCAGACCAUCUUUCUGGAUGACUCGCGGCGCGACCUGUGGACAUGCGACGAGAUCGACGCCGACAAGGUCAUCGCUAGAAAGGAGUGGCAUCAGUUCGGCCAUCGCUGGCAGCACUACCUGCGUGUCGUCCCGGGGAUGAUGUUCCUCAACGGCAAGAAUAGGACUUUCUAUGCUGGCAGCUGGACCAUGGUAAAUAUGCAUGAAAUCGCCUGCAUCUCCGGGAUCGCAGCCGCCCAUCGACUCGGUGCCACAUACGAGCCUUUUGACGAUCUCGCAGAGGAUUUGUUCGCCAAGUACCUGCUGGUAUGCCAUGGUGUGAGACACAAGAAGCAAUCAAAGAAGCAGUCGUGAAACAAUAUCACUCUUGACUCUUAUAUUAGCUACAAAACAUAUGCCUACGGCCUUCUUCCAUAAACGAUGUAGAUAUUGCCGUACUGAUGGACCGAGAGACCGAUAUCUGGACUAAUAGCAAGGGCGAUUGAUGGAGUAAAGCACCGUCUUUAUAUUCUAACGACGACCUUUUCCGAGUCGUUUCUUCUCGCAUGAUGCCUUCAGUAUGAAGGCCGUUUUCCCCUUAGUCAAUGGAGACAUCACUGAGAAAAAGAAACCCCCAUUCG